Molecule: messenger RNA, 1452 nt
Organism: Lasiodiplodia theobromae
Lineage: Eukaryota; Fungi; Ascomycota; Dothideomycetes; Botryosphaeriales; Botryosphaeriaceae
Exons: 4
Coding region: 1-1452 (483 amino acids)
Source: RefSeq, a predicted model, not a curated record
AUGGCCAAGGGAGACCCCAGCCAUGCCGAAGUGCUCGUGGAGAGCAUUUGCUUUUACGUCUUCGCUCUUGUCUUCUUCAUUGGCAGGCUUUGGUCGAGAGCAAUUACUACAGGAUCCAUCAGGAGACUUGCUUCCGAUGACUAUGUUAUGAUCGUGACGUUCCUUUUUUACACUGCACUGAUAGUGCUUCUGAAUUUCAACAUCCGCUUCGCUAGCAACCUCAUGCACCCUUCGGAGUUAGAAGCAGUUCUUGCCGAUCCCGAGGAAGUCAAAAGCCGAAUCUUUGGCAGCAAAAUCACACUCGCCGUAGAACAGUGCAUGAUCCACGCGCAAUGGGGCACCAAGGCCAGCCUUCUCAUCCUCUACCACCGAAUGACCCAAGGACUACGCGAGAACCUCUUCAACAAAAUCGUCGCCGGUUACGUACUUCUCGGUUAUAUCGUCAUCCAGAUCACAUUCUUCGGCGUCUGGUGCCGUCCCUUCAGCGAAUACUGGUCGAUCAAUCCAUCCAAUGAGCAGUGCUCCAAUUACGGCAACUACUGCAUCAUGAUUCUCGUCUUCAACACCUCGUCGGACCUACUACUCAUGUUCGUACCCAUCCCACUUAUCUGGAAGGCACAGAUGAAGCGCAAGAAGAAGAUCAUGUUGUGUGCCGUCUUCUCGCUCGGUCUCUUCAACAUUGUUGCUGCAGUUCUCAACAAGACGUACAACUGGAUCCUGCCCGGCUCCCACGUCUACAUGAUCUGGUAUGUCCGCGAAAGCAGUACAGGCAUCUACGUCGCCAACGCGACUUGCUGCUGGCCGCUGUUCCGCAAGAUCGUCGCCGCCACCGGCCUCAGCGGAUCAUGGACCAACUCCGCCUCCGGACCCCAGGGCCCCAGCAAAUACAUGUACGACGAGUACGGCAACAAGACGGCCUUGAACGAUGGCACGGGCGCCAAGUCGUCGACGAAUCGAAAGAGCACCCUCCGCGGCUCCCAGCACUUCAGCAAACUCCGCUCCGUCCGCGACCGCACCAUGCACAGCCUGCAUUCGACCAGCACACACACCGGCGGAAUCCUGACCGCGCACGGCGGCACAAUCCGCCGCGGAAGCCAGGAGGGACGCGAUGCCAACGGCAGUCAGGAGGCCAUCAACAGCAGCUACGGCGAGCACAGUUCCAGCAUGCCCCUCGAGAUUUGGCGGCAAGUCGACUACGACAUCGAGGCUGGCCAGCUCCGCACACCGAGCAUGUACGAGGACAAAUACAAUACCGAAGGGAAGAACGAUAUCGUCAUGGGGUUGAGGAGUGAUGUCGUAACGACGACCGUGACGGAGCUGGGCCUGACCCAAGCACUCGGAUCUCGCCUUCGUAUCGCAUUUUGUCUACCCCUGUUGCAGAUCAGACUGUGCUGGGUCUCAUCCGCAUCUCACCGCUUUGCCUACAGCAAAUACACGCAGGAACAACGUUAA